Messenger RNA from Triticum aestivum (bread wheat), 988 nucleotides. Its product is annotated as coiled-coil domain-containing protein 115. The record is from RefSeq and is a predicted model, not a curated record. NCBI's taxonomy places the organism in Eukaryota, Viridiplantae, Streptophyta, Magnoliopsida, Poales, Poaceae. Gene Ontology annotation, biological process: vacuolar proton-transporting V-type ATPase complex assembly. The coding region runs from base 33 to 719 and encodes 228 amino acids. The transcript has 7 exons.
CCUCGGCAUUCGGGCGCGUCAGGUUCGGGCUGAUGGCGACGGGAGCGGAGGUGCUGCGGCACAUGGGACCCGACCGUCGAGUGGAACAAGUUGAAGAUAUCACCAAUGCGGCGGCGGCGGCGGCGGAAGAACUUGGGGGAGACGACGAGGAGAUCCUGCGGUUCAUGGACUCGGCGGAUGGCUACCUCCUCCUCAUGGAUUCGCUUUCCGUCGCUCUUCGCCAGGGUUGGCUUGAUCUGGCAAGUGCUCGUCACUCGAUGGGCGCAUCACGUGUUUCGAGUGUGCUGUUUGAUCAUAAGGAGCAAUCUGCAGCCACUAUGCUGCAAGUGGAUUAUUCUGCAGAUUUGCAACCAUCAGAAUCAAAGCCGCAUUUUGCUCUGUCGAAGUGGUGCUUGCAAGAAGAAUCAAGCUCCAGUGGUGUUAUCUGUGUACAAGAUGGUACUAAACCAAAACUAAGGUACCGAGGAUCAGAAGCUACCCCAGGAGAUGGUAGCAGGGAAUCAGAUGCAAGUACUGCAAAGUCUUCUACUGGUGUUGACAUUAGCAACCAGGUUCAAAGUGCAAGAUCAAAGGAAUUGUCAGUCUUCGGAAAGUUGGUGUCUCCAAAACUACGAACAACCCAAGUUUCCUUCGAAACAGCACUUGAACUAAUUGUGGAGCUAGCUAAUUCAAGAUCAACCAUGCUCUCUAGUUUCUCACAGAUAAAGUGCAGAUCAUGAACCGCUUACCUGAUUUGAGCACUUGAACUAAUUGUGGAGCUAGCGAAUUCAAGAUCAACCAUGCUCUCUGGUUUCUCACAGAUAAAGCGCAGAUCAUGAACCGCUUACCUGAUUUGAGGUUCUGUACCCUUGCACACCAUAUAUUCUCGUUGUAGUAUCAGUGAUAUGCAGUCGGCAGCACUUAGAAAAUAUCUUAAUCCUAUUUGAAAUGUUGAUGUACGUGAAUAUGAAAUGGCUACAAGUGCAUGAGAGGCUUGCUUUGCGUCUCA